AGAGCCAGAGCCAGAGCCAGAGCCAAAGCCAAAGCCAGUCCUAAAGCCUUCCUCUCUCAGAAAUGGCUCCAGAGCUUACGAUGAAGCAGACCGGAUUCACCAAACCAGCGGUGACCCUGCCGAGCAGGGCCUACGUGACCUUCUUGGCCGGGAAUGGAGACUACGUGAAAGGCGUGGUGGGCUUGGCAAAGGGAUUAAGGAAGGCUAAAUCAGCGUAUCCGUUGGUGGUCGCCUGUUUGCCGGACGUGCCCGAGGAGCAUCGCCAGAUUCUGGACUCACAGGGCUGCAUAGUCCGUGUGAUCGAACCCGUUUAUCCUCCCGAGAACCAGACCCAGUUUGCCAUGGCGUAUUACGUCAUCAACUACUCUAAGCUCCGUAUUUGGGAGUUUGUGGAGUACAGUAAGAUGAUAUACUUGGACGGUGACAUUCAAGUGUUCGACAAUAUAGACCAUCUGUUUGAUCUCCAAGAUGGGCACUUCUAUGCAGUAAUGGAUUGCUUCUGCGAGAAAACAUGGAGUCACACUCAACAAUACAAUAUCGGUUACUGUCAACAAUGCCCGGACAAGGUGAAGUGGCCAGCGGAGAUGGGUAACCCACCGUCUCUCUACUUCAAUGCUGGAAUGUUCGUGUAUGAACCCAGUCUCUCCACCUAUGAAGAUCUCUUGACCACCGUCAAAACUACUCCCCCAACUCCUUUCGCCGAGCAGGACUUUUUGAACAUGUACUUCAGGGACAUCUACAAGCCUAUUCCAAUGGGUUACAAUCUUGUGCUUGCGAAUCUUUGGAGGCACCCGGAGAAUGUUGAGCUUGAGAAAGUGAAGGUUGUGCACUACUGUGCGGCGGGGUCGAAGCCGUGGAGGUACACUGGUAUAGAAGAGAAUAUGCAGAGGGAGGACAUCAAGAUGUUGGUCCAGAAAUGGCGGGACAUAUAUGAUGAUGAAUCCUUGGACUACAAGAAACCUACUGUGGCCGCGGAUGGAGAACCUGGGCUGGUGAAUAUGGAGCCGUUCAUAGCGGCUUUGUCGGAAGCUGGGGCUGUUCAGUAUGUGACAGCUCCAUCUGCUGCUUAAUUGAAAGAGAGGCUCUGGUUUGGUCACUGUUGAUGGAAAGGAGGAGUAGUAAUUUUAUAGGGUAAUUGAAGCACAAGUUCUCUAAUUGAAUUGUCUUUAGGAAUGAAAAGACAAUUGGGCCCAUUUAGAGAAGAAAAAAUAAGCUUCUAAUUAUUAUUUUUCUUUUUCGUCUUUUUUUUUUCACCUCCAUUUUCUUGAUAUAGUGUGUCCUAAGUAUAUACUAUAUGUAUGUUUGGUGUGUGUUGUGAAUAGUCCAUGAAUGGCAGUAUAAAGGAGUACUGUCUAAUGUCUAUUCCUCCCAUGGAGUUUCAAUGAAAUGAAUGUAGUUAUUACUAAAAUAA
This is a messenger RNA of Tripterygium wilfordii, 1411 nucleotides long. RefSeq names its product galactinol synthase 2-like. The record is from RefSeq and is a predicted model, not a curated record. The transcript has 3 exons. Gene Ontology annotation, molecular function: glycosyltransferase activity. NCBI's taxonomy places the organism in Eukaryota, Viridiplantae, Streptophyta, Magnoliopsida, Celastrales, Celastraceae. The coding region runs from base 63 to 1070 and encodes 335 amino acids.